AUGGAAAACGGAUCACCAGCUUCUACCACAAUGAAAAAAAGGGAAAUAAAUGGUAGAAAGGGGUAUAUUAUCUACAUAUGCUGCUGCAGCCAGAUACAACAUCCCAAGAAGAACCCUACGCAACCAUCAAGAGAGUGGUUCGACUACACGAAAGCUACGAGGCAGGAAGUUCUGACAGCCAAAGGGAGAAAGAGAGUUCAUCAAAUAGCAAAUGAGCAUCCUGAAAGUGUGACUGUGGUAGGCUGCGGAAAUGCUAUAGGAUCAGCUAUUCCGCCAAUGAUACUGGUCAAAGGCAAGAGACUAAAGCCAGAAUUCCAAGAUAAUUUACCUCCAGGCUCUCUGGUGAAGAUGACGCCAAAAGGAAGUAUGACGACAGAAACUUUCAUAGGUUUUAUUAAUCAUUUGCAUAAAUACAGAACAUCAGGGCCAUGUCUCCUCAUAUGUGAUGGUGCAAAAUGCCACCUGGACUUUACUAUUGUCGAGGAAGCUGAGAAAUGUGGCAUUACUUUAUAUUGUCUUCCGUCAAAUACCACGCAUGAAUUACAGCCCAUGGAUAAAUCUGUUUAUCGUUCUUUUGAGCACCAUUGGGACCAAGAGUUGAUUAAAUACGUCAGUCAGCAUCCCGAACGAACCCUUAACAAGACAAGCUUCAAUGUCAUUCUCUCCCAAGUAUGGCCGAAAUGUAUGACUAUUACCAAUAUCUCGAAUGGGUUUCGCGCUACAGGGUUGUAUCCAUAUAACCCAGAUGCUAUUCCUGAAGAGGCGUUUGCGUCCUCUGCGUUGUCAGAACUUUCAAAUCCUACAAACAGUGAGAAUAUUGCUGUCUUAUCUCAUGAAUCGGGGGAACAAGAGAUUUCAUCUGCAAAUGUGGAAGAUUCAGAUGGGUCAGGCACACAUACUGAGAAUUUGCCACUGUCCUUGCUCUCAAAAAACAAUCCGAAUGCUGGAACUCCACAUAAGAUAGACAAUCAAUCAACCACGUGUGAGAUUCAUGAAUUUUUACCAACUCCUAAGUUUAAAGUUAAAGCGACUGCUCCACGCAAGAAGUCUCUGAAUUACCGGGCUCAAGAGGUAACAAAAGAUUUGUUUGGUGACAAUGCUACGAAUUCCACAUCACAGAUUACUACUGUACCAUCGUCAAGAGUAGAAGAUGUUCGUGGUACUUCUUCCAUGAUAAAGAUUAACACAAAGAGACCAAAAUCAGCCUGCAACGCGAAAGCAAACCUCAGUAAAGACUGCUUCUUUGACAGCAGAUAA
Molecule: messenger RNA, 1257 nt
Organism: Arctia plantaginis
Lineage: Eukaryota; Metazoa; Arthropoda; Insecta; Lepidoptera; Erebidae
Source: the annotation of a GenBank genome assembly